Molecule: messenger RNA, 765 nt
Organism: Dothidotthia symphoricarpi CBS 119687
Lineage: Eukaryota; Fungi; Ascomycota; Dothideomycetes; Pleosporales; Dothidotthiaceae
Product: Co-chaperone Hsc20
Exons: 1
Coding region: 1-765 (254 amino acids)
Biological process (GO): [2Fe-2S] cluster assembly; protein complex oligomerization
Cellular component (GO): mitochondrion
Molecular function (GO): protein-folding chaperone binding; ATPase activator activity
Source: RefSeq, a predicted model, not a curated record
AUGCACUCAAUCCGCCCCACAGCCAUACGCAGGCUCCGCGCAACCCUCACCUCCGAGUCGCCCGUCUCGCCGCUCCGCACACAAUUCAGACCAUCGCCAUGUCUGCUCUGCACCCACCGCAUACAACCACAACCACAACAACACACCGCGCGCCGCCACCAGUCCACAUCAUCCUCCAACGCCAAAGAAUCGCCCUUCGCAUCAACAGCACCCCAACCCGCCACAGCCCCCCAAACACACUACGCCUUCUUCCCCACAUCCCUCCCCACAGGCCCACCCCCAACCGGCCCCUUCACCAUCGACCUCUCCGCCCUGAAACGCGAGUUCCUCCAACUCCAAGCCCGCGCACAUCCAGAUCUGCAUCCGCAGCACGAUAAGAAGCGCGCCGAAGCGUUGUCGGCGCGCAUAAAUGAAGCCUACAAGACGUUGCAGAGCCCGUUGCUGCGGGCGCAGUAUCUGCUGUCGCUGCGCGGCAUCGAUGUCGCUGAUGACGAGCAGUUGCGGGUUGAGGACCCGGGGCUGCUGAUGGAGGUUCUGGAGGCGCGGGAGCAGAUUGAGGAGGCACAGGAGGAGGGCGAGUUGGAGGGGAUGCGGGUGGAGAAUGACGCGAGGAUUGAGGAGAGUGUCGGCGUGUUGGAGAGGUGUUUUGCCGAGGAUGAUGUGGAGGGAGCCAAGGGCGAGGCGGUCAAGUUACGGUAUUGGAUCAACAUCGCCGAGAGUAUUGGGAAUUGGGAGAAGGGCGUACCGGUCGUGCUGCAGCAUUGA